AUGAAAGUCGUGGCAAUGUAUUCCUCUAGACCCGAUCUUUUCUCCUUUACCGACUGGAAGGUGGAACGUGUUAGCCGCGGAGUCUUUGCAUUUUUCGGUAAAUAUACAGUAAAUAUGACAGUCGAAGUCGGCGAUUGUAAUGAGAUCGAAGUCCUUACAUAUCGCAGUGAAAAUGGUGUUAGAGAUUUUCGCCUAUUACCAUUCAAAGUCGAACGCCAGCAUAUUUUUGAUUAUAUGAGUGGUUUCUAUAGAACGUAUGUAAUGAAUACCAUCAAAACAUGUUCAACCAUGCCAGUUUUUGAGGGACGAUUUCAGCCACCAUUCGAAAAGAGAGACUACGUUUUAGAUAAAUGUCAGUUCAAUUUGGAUGAUUAUCCAUAUGUGCCAGAAGGUUUCUACAAAGUUGCUCUAAUUGGUUAUGGCGAUGUAAGCUGGUCAAUGAAUUUUACAGGGCACAUAAAUGUGUGGUAA
Molecule: messenger RNA, 471 nt
Organism: Musca domestica (house fly)
Lineage: Eukaryota; Metazoa; Arthropoda; Insecta; Diptera; Muscidae
Exons: 2
Coding region: 1-471 (156 amino acids)
Source: RefSeq, a predicted model, not a curated record